Brassica rapa (field mustard) is the source of this 1621-nucleotide messenger RNA. RefSeq lists its product as uncharacterized. Lineage: Eukaryota; Viridiplantae; Streptophyta; Magnoliopsida; Brassicales; Brassicaceae. Gene Ontology annotation, molecular function: electron transfer activity; heme binding. The record is from RefSeq and is a predicted model, not a curated record.
UUAUACCUUAAUUGUGUCGAGUCUUCUUCUUCUUUACAUUUCCUUCUGCUUCCUCAUUGGCAUCUUCCUGAACUUCCUCUCGAUCCACAUCGCUCUCUCACUCCUUCAUCUGUUGAUCGGUUUGAGGUAUCAAAUUCUCACGAUAACAUUCACACUCCGUAUUAUCUCCAUAGUUCUGAUCAUCCUGGACUGGUAUUAGUUGCGGAUUCCCUAGAUGGUAGCAACUAUGGUGUUUGGAUCAUUGCUAUGACUACUAGUCUCAAAGCUAAGAAUAAGCUAGAGUUCGUCGAUGGCUCGAUAGUGAAACCACAAGAUGAUGAUCCAUAUUUCAAGAUUUGGUGCCGUUGUAAUAGCAUGAUCAAGUCCUGGCUUCUCAAUAGCGUCGCCAAAUCGAUCUACACGAGCAUCUUAUACUUCAAGAAUGCCUCUGAGAUAUGGACUGAUCUUCACUCUCGCUUUCACAAGUCUAAUCUCCCUCGCCUGUACAAGCUUCGUCAUCAGCUACAUUCAUUUCGUCAAGGUAAUCUGAGUCUAGCUUCUUAUCACACCAAGACUCAGUCACUUUGGGAAGAGCUGUCUAACAUUCAGGCUACUAAUCGAUCUGUUGAAGAACUCUUAGCUGAACGAGAAACCAACAGGAUUAUUGAUUUCUUGAUGGGGCUGAAUGACAAUUAUGAGACCAUUCGGAACAUAAUCCUCACGAAGAAGCAUUUACCUUCCUUCUCCGAGAUCUAUAAUCUUCUUGAUCAAGAGGAUAGUCAGAAGGAAGCUAAUAAUGUGAGUUCAUUGGAUGUAUCUACUGCAGCAGCAUUUCAGGUUACUCAGGCUUCUGAUCAACAUUCAGGCAAAACGUCAUUCUCUGGUGGACAGUCUACUGGUUAUCCGCGUAAAGACUGUCCCUUCUGUACGUUUUGUCAUCGUCCUGGCCAUGUCAUUGACAAGUGCUACAAGAAGCAUGGGUAUCCGAACAGCAUGAAGCCAAAUCAAAAGUCAGAGAGAUCUUUCUCUUCGGUUUCUGCUAACGCUGCAAUUACUGAUACAAUUCAGAAUGAUGAAGCUUCUACUGAACUCUCUGCUUCUCAGAUACAGCAGUUGGUCUCUUUCCUCAGCACUAAACUCCAACCUCCUAGUUCUCAUCUUGGACCAGAAGUCCACUCUGUCUCAGCUUCCAUCCCUUCCUUAUCUUCCACAUGCCCAAUAUCCGGUACAUUUCAUCCCUCUAUCACUUGUUCUUUUACCGGUAUUGAUAGGCCUUACGUUUGCUCUAGUAAUACUUCUCUUGUGCCUCUUAAUGCUUGGGUGAUUGAUUCCGGAGCAACCAAUCACAUUUGUCAUCAAAAAUCUUCCUUUUUAUCCUUUAAACCUCUUCCUGAUACCACUGUUACAUUGCCUAAUGGAGUUCUGGUUAGCAUUGUCGGUAUAGGAAACAUUGAAAUGGGUAGAGACCUUUUACUAUCUGAUGUCUUAUACAUACCCCAGUUCAAAUUCAAUCUCCUUAGUGUCAGUUGCUUAACCAAGAGUUUCCAUUAUCUGGUUUGGUUUGAUGAAUUUUCUUGUGGUAUUCAGGAGCCUACAAGAGGGCAUAGAUUAUCAUGAUACGUUCUCCCCUGCACCUUACCUC